AUGGCGAGUCUACAACACCUCACAAACCUCGCCGAAGGCAUCCUCAGAAACACAAAUGUGCUCACUGCGUACCUAGAGAGAGAAGGGAAGGAAGCACCUACUUUUGAUGCGGAGGGACUGAGUGAGUGGGAUAUUGGGGAGGGAGAGGUGGAGGUUAGGAGGGCGAGGACGGAGUUGGUUGAUAUGAGUAGGGAGUUGGGGGAUUUGGCUGUUGGGCCGAGGGAGGGGUUGAAGGGGCUGGCUUGGGAUUGUAUAGACAAUCUGAGCUUACAAGUCGUCUGUGAAUUUAAAAUCGCAGAGGCUGUCCCGAUCGAAGGAACUAUCUCGUAUCAGGAAUUAGCUGAGAAAGUCGGGGUUCCGCUGUUGAAACUACGACCUUUAAUCCGCCACGCAAUAACCAACCACAUCUUCCACGAACCCCUCAAAAACCACGUCGCCCACACCAGCACCUCCCGUCUGCUCCUCCCCAACGAAAACCCUCCAAUGCACGCCUGGGUCAACUUUUGGACCGACGACCUCGCCAUCUCAGUCGCCAACGUCGUGAAUGCGAUGAAGAAAUGGCCGGAUAGUCAGGAGAGUAAUGAGACGAGUGUGAACUAUGCGUGGGAUACCAAGCUUAAUUGGUAUGAUUGGGUGCAGCAGAAGGAGGGGCUCGCGAAGAGGUAUGGAUUGGCGAUGGCGGCGCAUGGAGGGGGUGAGGGGUUUAGGGUUGAGUAUACGGUUGAGGGGUAUCCUUGGGGUGGGUUGAAGGAGGGGGCUACUGUUGUUGAUAUGGGUGGAAGUCAAGGUUUCGUCUCCUUCGCCAUCGCAGAGAAAUUCCCUGCGCUUAACUUCAUCGUGCAAGAUACAGCUGGCAUGCGAACUCCUGAGACUAUUGGUACUGUUCCAGAGGCUCUUCGGGACCGUGUCAAGCUUACUACUCAUGAUUUCUUCACGGAGCAGACUGUGGUUGCCGAUGUGUAUUUCUUUCGAUGGAUCUUUCAUGGGUUCUCGGAGAAGUAUUGUGUGGAGAUCUUGAGAAAGCUGACGCCGGCGCUGAGGAAGGGUGCGAGAGUUGUGAUUAAUGAUGGGGUUCUACCUGAGCCGGGGAGUGUUGGGAGGGUGGAGGAGAAGAGUAUGAGGACUAUGGAUGUUGUCAUGCAAGUGACUGUCAAUGCUAGAGAGAGAGAACUUGACGACUGGGCCGAGCUAUUCAAGACUGCUGAUCCAAGAUAUAAGUUUUUGAAUGCUUGGAAGCCAGAGAAGAGUCGAAUGUGGAUGAUUGAAGCUGAGUGGACUGGUUGA
Messenger RNA from Glarea lozoyensis ATCC 20868, 1284 nucleotides. RefSeq names its product S-adenosyl-L-methionine-dependent methyltransferase. The record is from RefSeq and is a predicted model, not a curated record. Bases 1 to 1284 code for a protein of 427 amino acids. Lineage: Eukaryota; Fungi; Ascomycota; Leotiomycetes; Helotiales; Helotiaceae. The transcript is spliced from 5 exons. Gene Ontology annotation, molecular function: O-methyltransferase activity.